UUAAACCUUACCGUCACGCCCAAGCAGUGAACUGCUUCUUGGGCCACCGGGAUGAAGACUAGAAGCACUGUAUCUUCUCAGUAUCUUUGGGCACCGAGCUGGGCGACGUACUUCACGCCUAGUUCAUCGUCAACAGCAGCCGCUGGCGCUGGGUAGUCGCGACUCGGAGUCAUCUUGGGAAUUCCGUGGCUCACUGCCUCAUAAAUGGACGGCCGUUCUGUUGAAAAAAGACCCUUAGAAAUCCGCGGAAUCUAUCAACAUGUUGAACCUACGAUUGCUUACCGUUGCAGGCGUUAUAGCGUACUUUCGCGUUCCAUACGUUCAAGGUCAAGACCUUGCACAGAGUUUACAGAUGAUUCCCCAGGCUGUGUUCGUCGACCCUCGUUCCUUUGCUGUGAUGGGAGAAAAUGCCACCUUCCGAAUGGAUGCUUUCAAUAACAAUACCCUCCUCAACCCGACUUCCACACCGUCACCGUUCUUCCAAGUUUUGGAUCGAUCUUUUCUCCCCAUUUUGGGAGAAAAUGCCACCAUACAUGAAAUUACUAGGAACGACACGUUCGCCUUUGCCCAUGAAGCCCCGAUUUACAACGCUGCAACGGAUGAGGUUUUCUUUGCUAGCAAUGACGGCGGUGCAUUGGGAAUGAGUGAUCUCAAUCAUAGCAAUGUAGUCAGCAAAAUCAGCAUGGCCGCGGUGGAAAAAGCAUUGGCAGAGAAUGCAUCUGAUGUCAAUAUCCCUAUCACUACUCUCGAUCUGCCUGAGUCAAUUCAAAUGACGAACGGUGGUACGGGACCAUUCAAAUCCUCUUUAAUUCUUAUCACUUCCGGAAGAGGUCCCAGACCUCCGUCGAUUGCUUUGGUCAACCCGCUCCCACCGAACAACGUCACCGUUCUCCUGGACAAUUACUACGGACGCCAAUUCAAUUCACUCAAUGACAUCAAAGUACAUCCCAAUGGAAAACUAUUUUUCACAGACGUGACAUACGGAUUCCUCAAUGAGUUUCGCCCUGCACCCCUGAUGCCGAACCAGGUGUAUCGGUUUGACCCCGAUACCGGUGCGGUGCGUAUGGUUGCCGAUGGAUUUGACAAAUGCAAUGGCAUCGCUUUCACCGCAGACGGAAAUACUGUCUACAUAGCGGACACCGGAUCGAAUUCUGGCAACUUGCUUGGAAAUAACCAAACCGCGCCCUCCACAAUUUACGCGUUUGACGUCGACCCCAAAACCAACGCUUUCAAAAAUCGCCGUGUCCUCGCUUACGUCGACGCUGGUGUUCCUGAUGGUCUUCAAGUUGACACUGAGGGAAAUAUCUACAGCGGAACCGGUGACGGGGUACAAGUGUGGAAUCCCUCGGGUGACUUGUUAGGAAAGUUUUUCAUUGGCACAACAUCUGCUAACAUGGUAUUCGCUGGAGAUGGUCGACUCGUCAUACUCGCCGACACAAAGAUUUUCUUGGCCAAGAUUGCCGCAAAGGGCUUUCCUUUAGGAGGACAAUGAUACGACGAGAGUUCCGCAGUCCCCCUUGUAGCUUCCCACCAAUUUUUCACCUGUCGCUUUGUCGUCGGAUACAGUCAGCUCACUAUCCAACAUUACUGUGGGACUGAUGUGCUCGUUGUACUCCCCGUCAAACACGUAUACAAAUAAUGACAUCUCUUGGAAAAGCCAUUUCAGGGACUCACAAUGGAAAUGCUUGUCGGUCAUCUGAAUACUCGCAGAGACUGCACCUUAGAAACCGUUUCACUCCGAUUCACGAUGCCCCCAAACAGUUCUAAAUCUAUCUGUGGCAUGACCAUGUACAGGCCUCGCACUUCUAGCUGUACACCUCUAGGCUCUCGAUUCGCGGAAGACGUCCACUGGCAAGUAAAUCAACAUUGACCACCGACACUCAUUGGACAUUCGCUAUCGCGUUAAGACCAUC
Molecule: messenger RNA, 1913 nt
Organism: Marasmius oreades (fairy-ring Marasmius)
Lineage: Eukaryota; Fungi; Basidiomycota; Agaricomycetes; Agaricales; Marasmiaceae
Exons: 9
Coding region: 260-1492 (410 amino acids)
Source: RefSeq, a predicted model, not a curated record